AGCUCCUGCUCUCAGCUGCUGCCGUAUUUGCAGAUUUAUAAACACUGCGGCUAGGCCUACUCUAUCUACAUCAGGCCGGGAGGGAAAUCCAGAUAUUUCUUACAGUUGCUAAAAUGCGUUGCCGCCCCUGAACGUAAACUCAGUUUAUAUUUGGCUUAAAGGAGACGCAACAAAGCGCACAAAAUGGUUGUGCUCCAGGCCCGGCUGAAUAAGUAGGUUUACUACUAUAGCUUUAAGAACGCAAAAAUAGUGUCUGCUUCUUUAAAAUUAUGUCGGUUUAUUGCUGAAUAGAUAAUUAAGAAAAGUUUUCAAUUUCUAAUCAAUAAAUGCAUGCAUUUAAUUUGCGACGAACCCACCGCAGUCACAGAAAAUGUCCCACUGUUGGAUAAAGGCCGCUUGCAAUCAAAACGUCUUUUAACUAGAUGUCCGUUUUUCCUCAAAUUGCAAGUAAACCUGCUUGACUUUAAGCGGAAUUUGAGGUAGCCUGAAGUGUCUUCACGGUGAUGGAACCGGCCUGCGACCGAACAACGGGUGUAAAUAAAGGUGACGAGCCGGCGGAGGACCAGGCCGCAGAGGAGACCGCGGCCACCGGUACGACCGUUACACCGCGGAGGGGUCUCAGAGAGCGGGGAGCGGGCCGCCCGAGGUCCGGCGUCUCCGCUUCAUCAACAGACGUCAACGGAGCAGCGUCGAGCCCGCAGAGCUCUGGGAGGGUUUUAAGAGACAGGUCGACGAGGGCAGUACCGGCCUGGCUGAAGGACACCAAGAGCGACGACGAAGACGACGAACCGAGCCCGGACACCGGUGCGACCAAGCGGAGGAAGGUGUCCAACUCGAGGCGGAAGAAAAAUUCUGAAUCUGCGGGUUUGGCUGACGCUGGAGGGGGGGUCGCAGGUGACAGCCUUCAAGGCACAGACUCAGAGAACCCAAAGAAAACUGCCACAGAUGCUCAAGCUCUUCCCUCCAGACGCCCCCCAGCCCAGACUCGUGCCAAGCCCCCAUCUGGCAGGGCUGCCCGUGGCUCUUCCAAGCCUGUGUGUAAAACCGAACCUGGAAUGGAGAAUCCAGCUGUGAAAGGAGAGGAAAACAAUAAAGAGAAGUGUGAAAUUAAAAAGAAAGAGGACAACAUAAAGGAUGUUGCUGAACCAGUCGUGGAUGAUGACGACGUUCCAUUUCACGAUGACCCAAACAACCUCGGCUACCAGCCACAGAGUCAGAGUGGUGCGGAGGAGGAGGAGGGCCUCAGCAGUGAUGAAGAUGUUCCUUUUAGAGAUGACCUAAAUGACCAGAGCUACAACCCGAAGGCGGAAAGGGAUGUCCCUAAACCAAAGCGCAGAGCUGCUCCAAGACAGAAGGAGAAGAAAGAGAAAGAGAGGGUACCUAAAAAAGAGAAAGAGGUUGCUGAGAUAAAGAUAGAAGGUUUGGACAACUUGGAGAGUGUGGAAGAGGAAGUAAAGCUAGAAGAAGAAAUAGUGGAGGACCCAGAUGGACCCAGGAAGAGAGGCCGGCGGAAAAAAGAUGAUAAAACCCCUCGGCUGCCAAAGAGAAGGAAGAAGCCCCCGGUGCAGUAUGUGCGCUGUGAAAUGGAAGGCUGUGGGACAGUCCUGGCUCAUCCUCGCUACCUACAGCACCAUAUAAAGUACCAACACUUACUCAAGAAGAAGUACGUAUGUCCUCAUCCGUCUUGUGGAAGACUUUUCCGACUACAGAAGCAGCUGCUGCGUCAUGCAAAGCACCACACAGACCAGAGGGACUACAUCUGUGAGUUCUGUGCUCGUGCCUUCAAGAGCUCCCACAACCUCGCUGUACACCGCAUGAUUCACACGGGAGAGAAGCCCCUACAGUGUGAAAUCUGCGGCUUCACAUGUCGCCAGAAGGCGUCUCUCAACUGGCACAUGAAGAAGCACGAUGCUGAUGCCACCUAUCAGUUCUCCUGCUCCAUUUGUGGCAAGAAGUUUGAGAAGAAGGACUGUGUGGUGGCCCAUAAGGCCAAGAGUCACCCUGAGGUGCUUAUUGCUGAGGCGCUGGCAGCCAACGCCGGCGCCCUCAUCACAACUCCCGCCUCCCUGCUGGAGCUGCCAAGAAACCCCAUGCAAGCAGAGGUCACCAGCCUGGAUGUGAGCCAAGUAGGGCAGGAUAGGCAGAUGGACCAGCUGAGCCAGGAAGGGCAAGUUGGGCAGCAAGUGGUUCAGGUGUCCCAGAUGGGUCACAUGACCCAACAAGUGAGUCACCAGGUGGUGUUACUGGGACAAGACCAGAGCCUCCAUACCAUGCAGGUGCCAGUGACGAUUGCCCUAUCGCCCAUUGACCCCCCUUCACCGGCUGACAACCAGCAUCAGACUCACCUCCAGCUCCAGAUGCCCGUCCAGUUUGUGCAGGCCGCUCAGCAGCCACAGCAGCCCCAAAUCCAGCAACUCACCCUCCAUUCCAGCUCAGUGGUGACCCAGCAUCAACCCCAGCCCCUUCAGUCAUAUACCUCUCAGCAGCAGAGCCAGGGGCAGACACAAAUUCUUCAAAUGACCUUCCAGCCGGUCAGCCAGUCGCAGACCCACAAUCAGCAGAUCCCCAUUCUAGCCACUUCUCAGCAGCUCCAGACCCUGCAGACAGCCGGCCCAAGCCCUCCCCUCCUGUCCGCACCUCAUCCCCAGUCCCAGGAUACAGCCUCCACCAACGGGGGCAGCUUUAUUGUGGACAAUGCGGUGCUCUCGUCUUCCUCUCCUUCAGUCAGCUCUCUUCAGCAGGCAGAAGCUGUAGGGGCAGAUGGUGUAGUCUGGGAGCAGACAGGACACGGGGACGUUCUGUCAGACAGCAGUGGGAGACAUGUGCAGCAGGCCCUCAUGUAGAACAAGGAGAGUGCACACUAAACCGAUUAUGUGAGCAGUGACCUGAUAUACUGUAUAACAAUAUUUGAGGUAAAUGUAGGAUCACCAAUAUAUUACGUACUGUUCACUCAUAGUCAUAUUUGGUAGCUUUUUAGAAUAUCUGUAUCAGGGAAACCAUGUAUGUGUCUGUAUGUGUAAGUUGUUGCCUUUGUACAUAAGUCAUGUAAACUUAACUAGCCUUUUAUGUGAGAGUGUGUGUGUGUGUGUGUGUAUAUGAUGCUGAGGUUAUGUUGCAAUGCUGUUGCGAUUAUGCAAUAAUAUAGCAUACCUCUUUGUAAAAUACAGCACAUCAAAUGCCUAUUGGUGUGGCAUCAGUGUUCCUACUGGAACAAAUUAACUCUAUUUAUAUUGUGGAUUAACACAAAGCCACAUUAGAAAGCUAUAAACAGCCUCCAAAAUAAGUGUGGAGUGAGUAAAUUCUGUUUAAAUAAACAGGCAGCUAUUUUUUCAUUUAUUGUCCAGAUCUACUGUAAAGUCUUUAUUAGGUAGGGUUAAAAGAAAAACUUAACAGAAAAAGAUCUAAGCUCUUAAAGAGACACAUUUCAAAACAUGGAAAGCAUGGACAAAGAAGAUGUUUCACAGGCCUGUAAGAAGUCACAAAAUAUGCACGUUUUAGUGAUGUUGGCAGUGUCAUUAUUCGUUUCAAUGACAUCUGUGCAGAUGUUUGUUUAGCCUGGCUGGUGGUAGACUUGGAAAGGAAUAAUAACCCUUAUAAUGUAUGUACUACUCACUGAAGUCCUCGGUCAUUAUAGUCAGCCAAAUAGUGACAUUUGACAUUGCACCCAUAACGUAACGGCAAGCACAGUCCCUGAAUAAGACAAACUCAAAGUGUGUCAAUAACUUUUGAAGUGUAAUGUAAUUUAAUAAGCAAAGGUAUGUAGAAACCUUGGAGCAUAUGUCAAUACUAAAUCUGCACCUCUCUGAUUUGUGAUUUAGGAUGUGUGGUAGAGCAAACACAAAAACUGUUCAUUUCUAUGAUGUAAAUAAAUGUCUCAACAUUUA
Messenger RNA from Micropterus salmoides (largemouth bass), 3884 nucleotides. Its product is annotated as E3 ubiquitin-protein ligase ZFP91. The record is from RefSeq and is a predicted model, not a curated record. NCBI's taxonomy places the organism in Eukaryota, Metazoa, Chordata, Actinopteri, Centrarchiformes, Centrarchidae. Bases 504 to 2843 code for a protein of 779 amino acids. Gene Ontology annotation, molecular function: transcription coregulator activity. Gene Ontology annotation, cellular component: nucleus. The transcript has 12 exons. Gene Ontology annotation, biological process: regulation of transcription by RNA polymerase II.